This is a messenger RNA of Oryza brachyantha (malo sina), 677 nucleotides long. Its product is annotated as protein FATTY ACID EXPORT 6-like. Gene Ontology annotation, cellular component: membrane. Bases 132 to 500 code for a protein of 122 amino acids. Lineage: Eukaryota; Viridiplantae; Streptophyta; Magnoliopsida; Poales; Poaceae. The transcript is spliced from 3 exons. The record is from RefSeq and is a predicted model, not a curated record.
CCACCGGGAGAAGUCGCCGGAGAAGACGACCACCCCUCGAGUCCGGUGACGCGCGGCGAGCGGGGCGCUACCGGUCGCCGGGGGUCGGGGGAGAGAGGAAGGACGCAUCCGGAGAGCUCAAGCGCAGCAGCAUGGAGGAUUUCUACGUCACUAUCCCGUACGGCGUCGCGGUCCUCGGCGGGGGCGUCGCCGGCUACCUCAAGCGGGGGAGCAAGGCCUCGCUGGCCGCAGGCGCCGGAUUCGGCGGCGCGCUCAUCCUCGCCGGGGCGCUGAGCGCUUGGGCCUUCGCGCGCGGCCACUCCGGCAACCUGUUCGCCACCGUCCUCCAGACCGUUUGCGCUGUAGCAUUAACCGUCGUUAUGGGAAUAAGAUACAUCAAAACAAGAAAGGUAAUGCCAGCUGGAAUAAUUGCUACCAUCAGUGCACUUGUGCUGAUAUUCUACGUGUACAAGAUAUCGAACGGUGGGAACAAGGUUUAUGUCCCAGUGAGCGCGGCGUGAUACGUGAGCCCAUGAUAGCAGUGCAACUGCACAUGCUGUGUUUCCAUGGACAAAUAAUUGUGGAUCGAUCCAUCUGUUGUGCCAAUUUGUUUUACUGUACUCCCUCUUUCCCUUGAUAAAUCAAACUUUCGGUUUCCGUGCCGAACGUUUGACCAUCCGACUUAUUUAAAAAAUUUU